This is a messenger RNA of Daucus carota subsp. sativus, 756 nucleotides long. RefSeq names its product F-box protein At5g07610-like. The transcript has a single exon. The record is from RefSeq and is a predicted model, not a curated record. The coding region runs from base 1 to 756 and encodes 251 amino acids. Lineage: Eukaryota; Viridiplantae; Streptophyta; Magnoliopsida; Apiales; Apiaceae.
AUGAGUCUAGCGUUUGAUCCUGCAAGAUCGCCUUACUACAAAGUUGUUUGUGUCAGACAAUCUAAAACGUCCGACAAUCCUUUUCAGAUUGAGAUUUAUUCAUAUGAAACUCGACUAUGGAGAGUCUCUGGUCAGCCUUUUAAAGCACCACAGUUUACCAAAUUCGAAAAUUGUAUAUAUUGGAAUGGUUGUGUUCACUGGUGGAAUGGCUUUGUCAGUCUUUGGAACGAUGAACAGUACACUCUGUACUUCAAAGUGGAGGAAGAGAGAGUAGAACAACUGCCGAUGACCAGGAAGAACAUUCAGGCAGUUGUAAUGCCUGACCAGGACUUGCCUGAGCAGGUAGCUACUUAUCUCGGCGAGUCUCAGGGUCAUUGGCAUCUGAUUGAUGUGUAUUCUGAUUCCACUUGUUUGUUCAAUGUGUAUGAGAUGGCUAGAGAUUACUCAGGGUGGUUUGUAAAGUAUCAUGUUGAUCUAUCUGCAAUUUCUACUAUAUAUACGGAUACAAUCACAAAUGGCAGCUAUGAUUACAGGUUCAAUAUACUAUCACUUGUGAGGAGAGGACAAGAAGAAGAAGAAGAUGGCUCUUUCUUGGUACUGGAGAUACCUGGUGGUAAGAUUGUCCGUUACAACUUUGCUGACAAAAGUGUGGUGAAGCUAUGUGAAUUCGAUCCAAUUGUUCACAGAUAUUAUUACAAUAACGACUUAAAGUAUAUCAGUACGUUUUCAUAUAUGGAAUCUUUUGCUAGUGUUUGA